GGGAGGGGAGGUAGGUGACUGGCAGGGCAGGACAGAUGGUGGACGCGGGGGCGCGCGCGGAGCAGGCGGAAGGAAGCGCGCCUCUCCUGAGCGCGCGCCCGGUGGGGCCGGCCGCGACUCGCCGCUCGCACGCCCUUGGGCCGGGGCAGUGAGCUCGCUGUUCCUUCCGCUUGCUGUGUGAGCUGAGCCAGUGUAUGUGCGGCAAUAACAUGUCAGCCCAGCUGCCCGCCGUUGUCCCCGCUGCCCGGAAGGCCACCGCCGCGGUGAUUUUCCUUCAUGGAUUGGGAGAUACUGGGCACGGAUGGGCAGAAGCCUUUGCAGGUAUCAGAAGUUCACAUAUCAAAUAUAUCUGCCCGCAUGCGCCUGUUAUGCCUGUUACACUAAAUAUGAACAUGGCUAUGCCUUCAUGGUUUGAUAUUAUUGGGCUUUCACCAGAUUCACAGGAGGAUGAACCUGGGAUUAAACAGGCUGCAGAAAACAUAAAAGCUUUGAUUGAUCAAGAAGUGAAGAAUGGCAUUCCUUCAAACAGAAUUAUUUUGGGAGGAUUUUCUCAGGGAGGAGCUUUAUCUUUAUAUACUGCCCUUACCAUGCAGCAGAAACUGGCGGGUGUCACUGCACUCAGUUGCUGGCUUCCACUUCGGGCAUCAUUUCCACAGGGGCCUAUCAAUGGUGCCAAUAGAGAUAUUUCUAUUCUUCAGUGCCACGGAGAUUGUGACCCUUUAGUUCCCCUGAUGUUUGGUUCUCUUACGGUUGAAAAACUAAAAACAUUGGUGAAUCCAGCCAAUGUGACCUUUAAAACCUAUGAAGGUAUGAUGCACAGUUCAUGUCAACAGGAAAUGAUGGAUGUCAAGCAAUUCAUUGAUAAAGUCCUACCUCCAAUUGAUUGACGUCACUAAGAGGCCUUGUGUAGAAGUACACCAGCAUCAUUGUAGUAGAGAAUAAACCUUUUCCCAUGCCCAGUCUUCAAAUUUCUAAUGUUUGCAGUGUUAAAAUGUUUUGCAGAUACACUCUAGUGACACAGAUCAAAUAAUGUCUCCUCAUGAGAAGUGUAUGAUCUUUUAAGUUUCUAUACAUGUAUUCUUAUAAGAUUCAGGAUAAACCAUAUUAAAAUAGAUGGAGCAGGUAGCUGCUUUUUUCUCAAAUGUAAGUCAGCAAAAUAAUAUAGUACUGCCACCAGAUUUUUUAUUAUAUCAUUUGAAAACUAGCAGUAUGCCUAGUGCAAAUUUGUUCAGGUAUAAAUGAGCAGUUAAGAUAUAAACAGUUAUGCAUGUUGUGACUUAGUCUAUGGAUUUAUUCCAAAAUUGCCUAGUCACCAUGCAGUGUCUGUAUUUUAUAUAUGUAUUCACAGAUACAUCAUGAUUGUAAUACAUAAUAAGAAUGAGGUGGUAUUAUAUUAUUCCUAAUAAUAGGGAUAAUGCUGUUUAUUGUCAAGAAAGAGUAAAUUGUUCUCUUUAAUAAAUGGCCCUUUUAUUUUGGGACCAGGUUUUUCUUUUCCCUGAUAUUAUUUCUAUUUAAUAUUCUUUACUCUUCAGAAAAAAAAAAGUUUAUUCUUUAUUAUCCUUCAUAGCAGACCAAAUAUAGCCUCUCUGCCAUAGACAGCUACUGUCAAUACAUACUGUAAUUUGACAUUUUGAGUCACAGAUAUAAGGUAUUUAAAAUCUAUUUAUGCUUUAUAGAGAAACCAGACAUUAAAACUUCAUGCACUACUUAUUUCAAAUUAUUAUACCUUAUCCAAAUUUACACCUAUUUAGUUAUUAGGAUCUUCAACACAGGUAACAGGAAUAAUUCUGUGGAUUUAUUUUUCUGUAAACAACUGAAAGAAUUAGAUCAUAUUCUAGUAUGUUCUGAAAUUUUUUUUUGAGACGGAGUCUUGCUCUGUAACCCAGGCUGGAGUGCAGUGGUAUGAUCGUGGCUCACUGCAACCUCUGCCUCCCCAUCUUGGUUCAAGCAAUUCUCCUGCCUCAGCCUCCCAACCAGCUGAGAUUACAGGCAUGCAUCACCAUGCCCAGCUAAUUUUUGUAUUUUUAGUAGAGAUGGGGUUUCACCAUGUUGGCCAGGAUGGUCUUGAACUCCUGACCUCGUGAUCUGCCCAAGAACCUUGGCCUCCCAACUUGCUGGGAUUACAGCUGUGAUUUGAAAAUUAGCAGUAUGCCUAGUGCAAAUUUGUUCAGUUAUAAAUGAGCAGUUAAGAUAUAAACAGUUAUGCAUGUUGUGACUUAGUCUAUGGAUUUAUUCCAAAAUUGCUUAGUCACCAUGCAGUGUCUGUAUUUUAUAUAUGUAUUCACAGAUACAUCAUGAUUGUAAUACAUAAUAAGAAUGAGGUGGUAAUAUAUUAUUCCUAAUAAUAGGGAUAAUGCUGUUUAUUGUCAAGAACCAUGCCUGGCCAUGUUCUGAAAUGUUUAAGACUGAUCUUGAAAACUAAUUUCUAAGAUGAUUUCAUCUCCUUAUAGCAUAGAGUUUACUUUUUACACAUUUGAAACCAAUUACUAUAGAAGAUGAGUCUAUUGUAAUUUUUUGCUUUAUUUUCAUCUGCCAGUGGGCUUAUUUGAAAUUUUCACUUCAGUCAAAUUAUUUUUUGUAUUUUUUGUCCAAACAUAAAAAUAGCAAUCAUUUUAAAUUGUCAAAAUUUCCAGAUCACUGGUAAAAAGUAUUUGAAAACAAACAAUGAGUAUUUAUAAAGGCUAGUCAGAGCCCUAUGAAUAAAGUGUAGUUACCAGAUAAAUAUGUAGCAAAAAUGUAUGCUUGGUAUUUCUGAACUCUGUUAAUUUUUCUGCUGUAUUCCAGCUGACCAAAACCAUAUUAAGAAUGCAUCUUUAUAAAUGGGUGCUAAUCAAUAAUGGAAAUAAUUUAGUAAUGGACUAUAUAGGAUGUUAAUAAUGAAGCCAUAUGUUUAUGUCUGGAUUUAAACAUUUUAAACAAUCAUUUACUAUGUCAUUUUUCUUUACCUUGAAGAACAUAAACGGUUGUUUCAGUUCUAAAUAUCAGCAAGAUAUUAUUUAUGGCAAGAAAUAUUCCGUUGAAUUGUUGUGCUGUAACAUGGGAAAAUGUAAAUGUUUUUCAUGGUUUCUAUCAAUGUGAAAUAAAAUUUAAUUCUGACUUU
Molecule: messenger RNA, 3100 nt
Organism: Callithrix jacchus (white-tufted-ear marmoset)
Lineage: Eukaryota; Metazoa; Chordata; Mammalia; Primates; Cebidae
Gene: LYPLA1
Product: lysophospholipase 1
Biological process (GO): protein depalmitoylation
Cellular component (GO): cytoplasm
Molecular function (GO): palmitoyl-(protein) hydrolase activity; carboxylic ester hydrolase activity
Source: RefSeq, a predicted model, not a curated record